CUCUGAACUUAAAGAUUAUUGCGGAAGAAUAGGAAACGUUAACAAAAACAUGGGUAAAGAAGUGCUAUUUGGGAGAAGGCUUAUACACCCUCGUUAUGAUCCAGAAACUUAUCACGAUGAUAUUGCGCUUCUGAUUCUUAGAUUCCGUAUUAACGAUAUACCUCCGAUUGCUUUAGUUGGAAAAAACUUAAAAUUUACUAAAGGCUACGCCACGUUUGUUGGUUGGGGAAAAAUUGGUUUCAGAGAAGAUGAUGACACAGACGUUCUUCAAGUAGCGAAAGUAAAGUUAGUGGAUCCAAAAUACGUGGCUCGUAAAUUUGACAUCAAUUUAACUUACAAAGAAAUUAUAUCAAUGUCAGCUACAGUAAAAGCCAUGGAAGGAGAUUCUGGCUCACCACUGAUCCUCACAGAUGUGUUAAAAAGGCAAAUGCUUAUUGGCAUUUUGGCUCGAGGCGGCAAUAAUACUAAAGAACCAGAUAUUUACAUGUCAACCAGUGUUUACCAUGAUUUUAUAAAAACUCACAGCGUCGGGCGUCUCACAUACUUAGAG
Molecule: messenger RNA, 550 nt
Organism: Centruroides sculpturatus (bark scorpion)
Lineage: Eukaryota; Metazoa; Arthropoda; Arachnida; Scorpiones; Buthidae
Product: serine protease 56-like
Exons: 3
Biological process (GO): proteolysis
Molecular function (GO): serine-type endopeptidase activity
Source: RefSeq, a predicted model, not a curated record